This is a messenger RNA of Girardinichthys multiradiatus, 1183 nucleotides long. RefSeq names its product low affinity immunoglobulin gamma Fc region receptor III-A-like. The record is from RefSeq and is a predicted model, not a curated record. The transcript is spliced from 6 exons. Gene Ontology annotation, molecular function: transmembrane signaling receptor activity. Bases 121 to 1038 code for a protein of 305 amino acids. Lineage: Eukaryota; Metazoa; Chordata; Actinopteri; Cyprinodontiformes; Goodeidae. Gene Ontology annotation, biological process: cell surface receptor signaling pathway.
AGAGGGUCCCCGCUCAGGAAACAUCAGCUACACCACAGUGGUUCCUUCUCUGAUCAGCUGAUCUGCAGAAACCUUCAGCUGCUGCUGUUUAGAAGAACGAAGGAAGUGGGGUUUCCUGCCAUGAUAGAGAAAGCUUUGACCUUUUAUUCAUCAGAGGAGACAAUGGAGACAGCAUCUCUGCUGAGGCUGCUCUGGCUGACCUCGUCGCUGAGCGGCAGAGCUGAAGCUUGUCUAACUGUGAGUCCCAGCAGCUCUCAGUUCUUUGAAGGAGCUUCAGUGUCUCUGAGCUGUGGGGAGGACGACCUUCCUGCAGGAUGGACCCUGAAGAGGAACACCACCAGAGAUAACAGCUCCCAGUGCGCCCACUGGGGAGAACAAGUCGGUUCUUCCUGUGAGAUCACUUAUAUCACACUGUGGGACACUGGAGUGUACUGGUGUGAGUCCAGAGAGGGAGCAGCCAGCAGCAGCAUCCAGCUCACUGUCUCUGGUGGAUCAGUGAUCCUGCAGAGUCCUGUCCUCCCUGUGAUGGAGGGAGAUGACGUCACUCUGAGCUGUCAAACAAAGACUUCCUCCAACCUCCCAGCUGCUUUCAUUAAAGAUGGCUCCCUCAUCAGGACUGAGCCUGGUCACAUGACCCUCCACCAUGUGACCAGCUCUGAUGAAGGCCUCUACAAGUGUAACAUCAGUGGUCAUGGAGAGUCUCCAUCCAGCUGGAUCUCUGUCUCAGGAAAAGUGACUCCUGCUGGCCAGCCUCCUCAUCUCCCCCUCUCUGUGUUAUUACCUGCUGUGGCUGGUUCUGUUCUGCUCUCUCUGGUGUUAUUGGUUGUACUGGUGAGACGGUGUGUUCAAGGAAAACACAAAGGAGGAGAUCAGAUGUUUCCUCCUCCAGCUGCUCAUAAAGAUGAUGUCACCUACAGUCAGGUUCACAUCAGCAGGCCCACCAAGCAACCGAACCGACCCAGACCAGGUAUUUAUAAUCCUGAAACUGAAAAUACUAGUGCUGUUUGGGAUGGACCCACAGGAACCAUCAGCUGCUGAUUUUUACCAAACUGGACCUGCAGCUGUUUAACUUAUCCACAGAAGUUUGACCUCUGUGACCUCACUUCCUGUCCAUCCAGGCUCCUCAUGACCCAGAAGCGGCACCCAGCAGGUGGAGAUAAAGGAGGUUCUGGUGGUAUCGGUC